AUGGCUCCUAUUCUUCAAUCUCUCCUUAUGGCUUCCAUGGCUGUCUUGGUUUUCGCCAACGUCAUGAAGUAUCCCGAAGUUGUUCCAGGUCCUAGUCUCCCCAGCCUGGAAGAAGUCGGCCUCACUUCAGCUCAGUUGUAUCAGAUGGGCAGGCCCAAGUCCCUCUCAUCUGCAUCUACUCCUCCUUCCGCCGCCGCCGCUCACACUGGAUGUGGCCCUACCGAUUCUGCCUAUGCCAAUGUCAAUGAUGUUAUUGCCUGCUACCACUACUUGAACAACCUUGGAGACCAGGCUUGCCAUGUUCCAGGUGAUUUCCACACAGUAAUUUUCUGUGUCGCCGGCGGUGCCGCAAUUGGCGGACAAGGUCUUAGAGGCGAUACUGACCACUCUUGCCGUGAGGUCGCCGCAGCAGCUUUGUGGGCUGUUGAUCACUGUACUCGUAGUGAUCAAUCCGUUGCUGGUUUCCAAUCCGUUGCUGGAGAUGACGAUGUGGUUGUUGUUGAUGCUAACCGCGUCUACCUCGGUGCUUCGUAA
Molecule: messenger RNA, 534 nt
Organism: [Torrubiella] hemipterigena
Lineage: Eukaryota; Fungi; Ascomycota; Sordariomycetes; Hypocreales; Clavicipitaceae
Source: the annotation of a GenBank genome assembly